CACAAAUUAGGGAGUCACAAACUCAUCCAUCACCGUUGCUGGGCGACUGUAUCUAAAUACGUGCGGUAUCCUAGCAACAGUGCCUAAACAAAAGGCUCGCGAUUUGCGGGCUGAUGUAGCCGGCUGGCUUCGAAGAUGAGCAGACGCAGCAGUGGCCUUGAUGAAAAAGGGGUCAACAAAAAUGGAGACCCGAGAGGUCAUCCCUCUGUGCUUACCGGUACACACACCGCAGCGAACCACCAAAGCAGGCUGUUGUCCGCCUUCAAGAAAGACACGGAAGCGAGUAAAACCUACCUGUCCAGGAGAGAGUACUACAGUGAGGAAGGGCAUACUUUUCAGCUGAGUCUUGUUGGAAAAAUAAAGAAACAGUUAAGUACGGAUCCUACUUUUCGUCCAGAGUAUCCAUCACCUCUGGGUCUGACAGAAUUCACCAGACGAGCCACAGAUGUUGCUUUGGGGAAAAGCCUGAAGCCUGUAGUGGAGAACCGGGUAUUAAGUAUCCAGACUCCUGGUUUCAAUGCUUCUGUGCGUCUCGGGGCUGAACUUUUACGAAACUGGAACAAUGACAGUUCUGCUUGGCAUGGGCCAGUCUACUUGUCCGCCCCUUGUGAUGACUCAUUGGCUCGCAUCUUCCACGCAGCGGGGAUCCAGGAUAUCCGUGAGUAUUAUUACUGGGAUGAUAAGCGGUGUGGUAUUUGUUUGGAGAAGCUUCUGGAGGAUCUGGAAAAGGCUCCGGAGCAUAGUGUUGUUGUUCUGUCAGCGUCUGGCCACUACCCAACAGGAGCAGACCUCUCACAGAGUCAGUGGGCUGCAGUUACACAACUCAUCAUGAGACGUCGGCUUUUCCCUUUCCUCUUACUGCCUGUUCAGGGUCUCUGCUGUGGAGAUGUGGAGCGUGAUGCCUGGCCUGUACAGCACUGUGCGAUGCUGGGGAUGGAGCUCAUCUGUGCCCAGUCCUUCUCACACUGCUUUGGACAAUACGGUGAGGCAGUUGGACACCUUCUGUGCAUCUUAAAACACAACUCCUUCCUAUUGUCUCUGCAGUCACAGGCUGAGAAUAUAAUCAAAUCCCUGUGGGCCCAGCCAUCUGUGGGAGGGGCACAUGUUGUUGCUACAGUGCUCAGUAAUCCAGCCCAUCUUGCUGAGUGGCAGGGAGAAGUUAAACGCAUUGUUGAACGGUGUAUGCUUAUCAGAAAAAUUUUAAGAGAAAGGCUGAGACUUUUGGGAUGUCCAGGUUCCUGGGAUCACCUGACUCAACAAAAUGGACUCUACUGUUGUAUAGGUUUGACUGGUCAGCAGGUGGAAUUUCUAUCAUCAAAAAGACAUGUAUACCUGCUCCCAAAUGGCUGUCUAAAUGUGAGCACAAUCAACAGCCAUAACCUGGAAUAUGUAGCUGAAUCCAUCCAUCUGGCUCUGACCACUUCAUUCUGACUAUGAGGCAUUCGAUGAAGACUUGAAAUCAGUGCAAAUGGAGCCUUUUAGCCUAUUCAGAUCAAACAGGAGUUGUAGUGUUUGAGACAUUGUUGUGCUCAGCUCCAUAGAAACUGUAGUUGUUAAGACAGUGCUACUGCAAAGUGAAUAUUAAACUAAUGGAGCAAAAUUUAGAGACUUAUGGAUUCACCAGUUUUUAGGAACUGUUGCAGAGUUUGGGCUGGCAAUAGGAAGAAGAAGCAGUGGGAAAAACAUGAACAAU
Molecule: messenger RNA, 1693 nt
Organism: Sphaeramia orbicularis (orbiculate cardinalfish)
Lineage: Eukaryota; Metazoa; Chordata; Actinopteri; Kurtiformes; Apogonidae
Gene: got1l1
Product: glutamic-oxaloacetic transaminase 1 like 1
Exons: 8
Coding region: 136-1431 (431 amino acids)
Biological process (GO): L-aspartate biosynthetic process
Cellular component (GO): cytosol
Molecular function (GO): L-aspartate:2-oxoglutarate transaminase activity; pyridoxal phosphate binding
Source: RefSeq, a predicted model, not a curated record